GCUGGUCUCACUCUGCAUUUGCGCUGAAGGCAACACAGGAUACAGGCUGCCCGACUCGUCUCGUAUCUUAAACUGGAGGCAGAGUGAGGAAACAGCAUGUCAGGGAAGGAAGCGCUGAAGCUGCUGGGAAAGCACACUUUGCUCCGACUAUUCAGAGCUUGUUUCUGAGUCACUCCGUGGCAGGCCUGAGGCAGAACAUAGACAUUUUCUAGAACAACUGGUCAACAUAUGUGUAAGAAGAAAAAACAAGGAGUCAGGGAUUAGAAACCCAACCUUCGUUUGUUGAACGCCCUGGAGAUCUGAAGAGAGAAGGUGUAGAUCAGGAGGAAAUUCUCGAGACCUCUCUACGUCUGAGCUUCUCGAACGGACACACAGCAGAGACGAUGAGCCUGUCACGGAACGGGACGCUGGAAAAGACAACGUCUGAGGCCCGGCCCUCCUCCAGGGCGGGGUCGGCGCUCGUGGUGCCGCCCCCUUACGAGGCCCCGGGCGGCCCCCUGGAGCUGAGGGGGUCUCUGGACUGCUGGGCCUGCUCCGUGCUGGUGACCGCGCAGAACCUCAUCAUCGCGCUCAUCAACGGCGGGCUGGCCAGCAUCAUCUUCGGCAUCAUCCUGACCCCGGCUCUGGUCAUGAUCACGUUCGGAUUCCUCUGCCACUCCACAGUGCAGCCCCAUGGAACGUCCUUGUACUGCUCAGACGACCUGCUGGACGACACCAGCUGCGUGGCUCUUCUGGUGGUGGGCUUCCUGCUGCUGACCCCUCUGCUGGUGUUGGCGCUCGCCGCCUACUGCCGCCUGGCUCGGCACCUGCAGCUCGGCAUGUGCUUCAUUCCCUACAGCCGCGCCGUCUACAAGAACCUGCCCACCUCGCGCCAACGAGGGCCCGGCGCAGGGGGCUGCUGUGGCCAAAAGGAAGGAAAGGAAAGGGAUGGAAAGGGCAGCGUUUGGGUGUAGGAGUAGAAGAUGGAUGGGCAGUGUAGCUGUGAGCAAAAGUCUAAUUAAAUACCCCCAAAAUAUCUCAUCCUUUGCAUUGAUUCUUUUUUUUCUUUUUCUUUUUUUUGCUUUUGUAUUGUAUUUGCAUUGUGAUUGUCGCGUUAACAUACUGUUUAUGGAAAGUGUUUUAUACCUGUUUUACAAUAAAAUGAGCAUUUAUCUGCA
Molecule: messenger RNA, 1157 nt
Organism: Poecilia latipinna (sailfin molly)
Lineage: Eukaryota; Metazoa; Chordata; Actinopteri; Cyprinodontiformes; Poeciliidae
Gene: tmem88a
Product: transmembrane protein 88 a
Exons: 3
Coding region: 384-953 (189 amino acids)
Cellular component (GO): plasma membrane
Molecular function (GO): PDZ domain binding
Source: RefSeq, a predicted model, not a curated record